This is a messenger RNA of Naegleria gruberi, 1843 nucleotides long. RefSeq lists its product as uncharacterized. The record is from RefSeq and is a predicted model, not a curated record. The transcript is spliced from 2 exons. Lineage: Eukaryota; Heterolobosea; Eutetramitea; Acrasida; Naegleriidae. Gene Ontology annotation, molecular function: metal ion binding. The annotation marks the transcript as partial.
AUGGCAAGUGCACCUUCACUCUAUAAAAACUUUCAACUCGUGGAUUGUUUCGAUUAUUUAAAUUAUGGUACCAUUUACAAGUAUAGAUCCAUCAAGACGGGCAUGUUGAUUACAUUGGCCAAAAUUCAAUCACCAAUUAUGAAGGCCUAUUUAACAGUGAGAACAAGACCUGCCGAUCAUGAUGGUAUUCCUCAUGUUUUGGAACAUUUAAUUUUCAUGGGAAGUGAAGAAUAUCCAUACAAGGGUAUCUUGGAUAAGGUUGCAAAUAGAUGCUUUGCUCAAGGUACAAAUGCAUAUACUCAAAAUACUAAUACAACCUAUGAAUUGACAACAGCAGGAAAGGAAGGAUUUUACAGAUUAUUACCAGUUUAUUUGGAUCAUAUUUUAUAUCCUACAUUGAGUGAUAAUGCUUUCAUCACUGAAAUUCAUCACAUUGAUGGAUCUGGUCAGAAUAGUGGUGUGCUUGCUGAAAAGUUGAAGGAUCACAUUUCACCACUUCCAUUCUUCCUUCAAAUUACUUCUAUUGCAUCGAGAUUUGUGGAAAUGUUCUGUUUAAUGGACUCGAGCAAUGUUCCACUCGAUCUUAAAAUGUACAUUCCUUUGUUUUUGGCUCUCAACUUUUCAUGUGAUAUGAAACUUGGUGAGGAUCCAAGUCAAUAUAUCAAGAAGGAAAAUGUCAUUAUGAGUCUCAUGAGAGAAUCUGUUUCUAACUCUUACACUUGUGGAGGUGAUAAUGAUAGUGGUGAUGGAGGUAAGAAUUUACAAGCUGGACUCUUUGCAGAACUUGUUCAAUUCCAAUUAACCUUUGAACUCGAUAAGUAUGAAAAGAUGAUUGCAUGGGCAAGAAAUUUCCUCUACAAUACCGUCUAUACUCCAGAAGUGAUUGAAACCAAGAUUCAAGUUUUGCUCAGUGAAGUUCAACUUCACAAGAUUACACCAGAGAGUGUUCUUGCACAAGCAUCUAAGCAUAUGGUAAUCAGACCUGAAUCUAAUCAUUCAGUGACAAGCUUUUUACUGCAAGAACAAUUCCUUGUUCAAACAUUAGGAAAACUGAAACAAGAUCCAAAUGCAGUCAUUGCUGAUUUGUAUCGUCUUCGUGAUACUCUCAACAAGCCAGAGAAUAUUCGUAUUCAUGUUACUAUGAAUGUAGACCACUUUGGACCAAGCAAUUAUGAAAAGAUUACUGCUCCUUGGGCAACUCUCUGCGAUUCUACUGCACGAGUCCAACCAAUGAAUGGAUUAUGUAGAUCAACUACUGAAUAUGUCGAACAUGUUAAUAGAGGUAUUUUAUUAGGUAUGGGAUCAACUGAUUCUGCAUUCCUUUUGAAAGUUCAUAAGGGUAUUACUGAUUAUUUGAAUUAUCAUGACAGACAUUCUCUAAGUGUUGCCAUUAACUUUUUGACUGGCGAAGAAGGACCAUUCUGGGUCAAACUCAGAGGUAAAGGAUUGUGUUAUGGUUACUCCAUCAUUAGUAAUGUAGAUAAGGGAUCAGUAGGCCUGUAUUUGUCUCGUGUUGGAAAUGUUUCCAAGGCCUACGCUGAAUCAAAGGCAAUUAUUGAAGCUGUUUGCUCUGAUGAAGAACCAAGUGAAAAUGUCUUGAAGCUUAAUGAAUCUGCACUCGAACCUGCCAAGGCAACCACAGUUGUUGAAAAAUUGAAUAAUGCCGAGACUAUUAUUUCAGCUGCCUACUCUCGAUUCUUAACCAAUACCUUGUUCAAUGGACCAAGAAACUUUUACGAAAAUCUCCAAGAUAUCGGAAAGGUAACAGUGAGCGAUGUGAAGAGAGUUAUCAAGCAAUACUUGUUGCCACUCUUCCUUGAAAAUGAAGGUGCCUUGUUCAUUU